GACCUUUACUCUUUUUAUGACAAUUCUGAUAUGCACCAUGGUCAUAUGGCAGCCUAUUUCUUUACUCAUCGUGCUAUUAAGACAUCAGGAGCAACAAUGUUCAGGUGCUCUAUUCUGCUCUGCUUGUCAGUGCUGCUGUACAGCACCACAGCAAGCCCAUAUAAAUCAUGGGGAGAUGAAAAGCAUACAUCAGUUCAAGAUACAAGGUCUCAUGAUUUUAAUGAGAAGAUCAUGCUGGGACUUAAGGAAGUUGAACCUGUAGAGGAACAGGAUCUGACAGAGAUCGACAUUGAUCCUCACAUGGCCAUAUGGAAAGCUAUGAAGCAUUUUCACCGGCAGAAAUACAAUAAGCCUGAAGAAGACAACGACAAGCUCUACCUUCCAUCUGACGUUCAGCACUCAGCUGGAAACAAGCAGGAUGAAGCCUACCUUGAACCUCAAUACUAUGGUCAAGGCCGGCUCUAUCAAGAAGCUGAGAAGGACCUCGAUGACGUUUACCAUAACAUACAGGGACUAGUGAAUCAUGCUGACCUCAAAGAGAGAGUGGUCCAGCCUGACAUACCAGUGCCCGACAAGGCUGAAAUAAAGGAACUACGUGAAACAAGUGUGUAUAUGACCCCAGAGGAAGACAAAGAUGGCCUGUAUCACGGAGAUUUUACAGGCCAAGUGUUCCAGGUUCCAAUUAUGGAAAAUCUUCCCAAGAAGGUUUAUAUGGAGCCUGAAGAGGACCGUGAUCACCUCUUCCAUAGCUAAACAAGAAUAAUGCACUUAAAAUCAUGAAAUCAUUUUCAGAAUGUGUUAAAUUGCAUGAAUUUAUUAAAUUUGUAAUAGCUUGAUGAAAAUAAAAAGCCAUGUAAAUCUCAUUCUGAUCAUCUGCACAUAGCAGAUAAAGCUCUGAUAGUGUACAGAAGAUUGCGAGUUUCACUAGCAGGACUGCCAGAUCCAUCAGUGGGACCUUGAGUAAGGCCCAUAAACCUCAACUGCUCAGCUGUAGGCUGCUUGGAUUGUCUCAAUUCUGCAUUGCUCUGUAUAGGAGUACCAGCCAAAUUAAUAAAUGUAAACUUAUUAUAAGCACA
Messenger RNA from Ictalurus punctatus (channel catfish), 1076 nucleotides. RefSeq lists its product as uncharacterized. The coding region runs from base 31 to 753 and encodes 240 amino acids. The transcript has 4 exons. The record is from RefSeq and is a predicted model, not a curated record. NCBI's taxonomy places the organism in Eukaryota, Metazoa, Chordata, Actinopteri, Siluriformes, Ictaluridae.